UGAAUUCCUUUGUCCUUGUGUGGCUUGGGGGCUAUUUUUUGAUAAUUUACCGCAAACGAGCGCUGGAGCUGAUAGCAGAGUUGUCAAAAUCAGUAUUUAUUCCAAAGCGAGACUCUGUAUAGUUUGAACUUUGUCGGAAAUUCCGGGUCAUUUUGCUCUAACUCGAAGCCAACCAGAGUCGGCGAUGGCCAAGAUAUCCCUGAUUAGGAGUUAUGAUUGAAAGAAUUUCAUGCGCAUUGUGGAAAUUUUUAUCUUGCAUAUCUGUAGAUUUUUACACUGACAAGGCGGACAAGGCCCACGGCCCACACAUUACUCACCUGAAAAACGGCCCCGUCGGGCGCCCUCUGACGGGAUGGCGACCGGCGCCGCGCCAGCCAGGAUCCAGACGUUCGUCUUCUUCGACCUGGAGGGGACGGGGCUGCCCAGCCAGCCGGCCGACUACCCGGUGCGCAUCAUGGAGCUCUCCCUGGUGGCUGUGCAGCGGCCGGCUGGCUGCGGCGCGGCGCAGCCCCGGCGCCCGGUGCCCAUCCCCGGGAAACUCGAGCACCUGCCUCCCAACGAGAGGGGCCGCGUGACGCCGAAGCGGCCAACCAGAGAGCAUGGACUUCUAUCCUGGCUUAUCAACCUAAUCUUGUAUGGAUUUCAAGCCUUCUACCGUCUGGCGGCCGCCGGCGCGGCGCGCGCCCGGCCCCGGCCGCGGGUGGUGGCCGGAUGUGCCACCCCGCCCGUCUCAGACGAUACCUCGGACGAAGACGACGACGACGACGACGCGCCGACGGAGCCGCUGCCGGUGCCGACGCCGCCGCGCGUGCGGAACUCGCUGCUGCUCGCCGUCAGUCCGCGGAAACAGAUCCCGGCGAUCGUCACCGAUAUUACCGAGCUCGACAACGAGACGCUGGAGGCGCACUCAGCGUUUGAUCGCGACCUGGCCGAAAUGCUGCGCGCUUACCUGCGCCGGCUGCCGGCACCCGUGUGCCUGGUGGCGCACAAUGGCUACCGAUACGACUUUCCGCUGCUCACAGCCGAGCUGCUGCAUGCCAAACAGACGUGGUUCGACUCGAGCGAGCUGCUGUGCGUGGAUUCGCUGGCGUUUUUCCGCGCCGUGGCCGCGGGCACCGACCGACCGGAGCCACCUCCCGCCCCGGGCGCGCCGACCGUGUACGCGCUCAACCCGACCACCCUCUCCUGCUGCCACGAGGCCGCCGACGACUCCUGCCUGGUCUGCAACCCGGGCAUGUGGGUGUCGUUCGACGAGUGCGAUCGCGCGAUCGGCGAGUUCGAGUUCACGUCGGUGGGCAGCCGGCGCGCCAUCCGCUGUCGCCACGCGGACGGUGCGCGAUGUGUUGUUUGUGACCACGUGCCGCGCUACCGGCGGCCGCCGCCGCGCGUACGGCGCCGGCUGUUCCCGGAACAGGGCGCCACGACUACUGCCGGCGGCGGCCCGAAGCCCUCCCUGGCGCUGCCCGACCUCUACGAGCGCCGGUUCGGCGUGCCGCCGGCACUGAGCCACAGCGCCGCGGACGACGUGGAGGCGCUGCUGCUCCUGUGUCAGUCACACGGCGAACGUUUCUUCGACUGGGCAGACCGCAACCGCAGUCCGCUGCGUGAAGUGAAGCCCAUGUGGACGCGCCGCGCCGCGCGCACACACCGCGUACUGCCCGUUUGGUGAGGUGCGUGAUCCCACACCCUCUCCACAGCCUGACUGAACUGGUUCGCUGAGUAUUUUACGGCGCUUCUCACCUGGAGCGAUGUAAUGUAAGUUUUAGGUUGCAUGAAGUUUCUAGAUAGUCGCGCGACGAAGUGGGCAUGCUUUUGAUGUAUUUGUGAGAUUUCACUUUGACGCUCCCUGACGACACGUGUCUAAAUUCAAUUCCAAACAGCUGUUUGCUGUUGUGAGUGAAAUGGCCAACAGCGGGGCAUUUCUAUUAUUGACCUGCAUACCCUUUAGGUUUAUGCAGUUGUUUAUAGCUACUUACACCUUUGUAAAAACUUUUUUAACUUUUCAAUUCGAUUUUCGUCCGUUUUGAGGCUGAUAUACUCUGUAAUGCAACUUGGUUGCAGCCAUGCUUUUAUCUCGCUUUCAUUGACUACAUUGUUUUACGCUUGAUGUUUCUUGUAAUUUUAGGCACACACCUGACAUUUCAGUUGGUAUCGGUAUUUACCAUUGAUAGGAUGACUCGCAUUGGUUUCAUAUCGCGCUUGUAUGAAAUACGGACUUGUGAAAGGGUGGUUCCCACUGCCUAAUAAAGGCUGUGUGUAGUUGCUUGACAGCAAUCAGCUGUGAUUCCGACCGACCCGGUUGGUAGUGGUGGCCUUGUCUGACACGUAAUGUAUGAUGUUGAGAUGUGACCGUAAAUAAACGAUGAGUUAUUAUGA
This is a messenger RNA of Amphibalanus amphitrite, 2376 nucleotides long. RefSeq lists its product as uncharacterized. Gene Ontology annotation, cellular component: cytoplasm. The transcript has 6 exons. Gene Ontology annotation, molecular function: 3'-5'-DNA exonuclease activity; nucleic acid binding. The coding region runs from base 353 to 1669 and encodes 438 amino acids. Gene Ontology annotation, biological process: DNA catabolic process. The record is from RefSeq and is a predicted model, not a curated record. NCBI's taxonomy places the organism in Eukaryota, Metazoa, Arthropoda, Thecostraca, Balanomorpha, Balanidae.